AUGUCUUGUUCCUAUCUUGUUAUACAUCUUAGUUUGCAUUGGAAAUAUUCACCCUUACCAUCCCUACUAUGGGUCUCCGAUGCUAUAUCCGUUAUUGUUGGUUUGUUUUUUUGUUAUGCUGGGUUAUUUGGCGAGGGCCAAGAAGGUGAAGAUUUCCAUCUUUUGGAGCCUCUCUUGAAAAGUAGUUCUAAUCCAAGCAAUUUUGACUACGGACAGGGAUCAAAUUUCAAUGGAGAGAGAGUAACUCCAUAUGCAAAUGCCAAUCUUCUUAGUAUUUUUACUUUUGCUUGGAUGGGCCAUUUACUUGCAGCCGGAUAUAAAAAAACAUUGGACCUUGAAGAUGUUCCUCAGCUUGCCAAUUGUGAUAGUGCGAAGGUGGUCUUUACUUGUUUUAAAAAUAAACUUGAAUCCGAUGGUAAAUAUGGGGGCAAUGUUGGUCAGAUAAGCACAAUCAAACUAUUGAAGGCAUUGAUUCUCUCAACAUGGAAAGAAAUUUUAUGGACAUUUCUAUUCUCCAUUAUACGUACAUUGGCAUCGUAUAUUGGACCAUACCUUAUUGAUGUCUUUGUUGAAUAUCUCAAGGCCCCUCACCAACUGAAAUUUAAAGGUUAUAUGCUAGUGUUCAUUUUCUUUCUUUCAAAGCUUAUAAUGAACCUCUCAGAGAGGCAUUUGUUCUUUCAAUUGCGAAGGAUGGGAAAUAGGGUCCGUGCAGCCUUAUUAGGAAUAAUAUAUAAGAAGAGUCUCAGACUUUCAAGCCAAUCAAAGCGGGUGCACACUAUUGGGGAGAACACAAAUUUGAUUAGUGUUGAUGUUGAAAGGACUGGUUUCUUCAGUUGGUAUUUGCAUGAUAUAUGGAGGGUGCCUCUUCAGAUUGUUCUAGCAUUGUUGAUUUUAUACACCAAAAUUAGGCUUGCUUCACUUGUGGCUCUUGUUGCCACAAUGAUUUUGAUGAUGGCGAAUGUUCCACUGGGAAAACUACAUGAAAAGUUACAAGAAAAAUUAAUGGAUUCAAAGGAUCAAAGGAUGAAGAUGACAACUGAGGCUUUAAGGAAUAUGAGGAUUCUCAAACUCCAGGGCUGGGAGAUGAAGUUCUUGGCUAAGAUACUUGAGCUCAGAAAGUUAGAAACAAGAUGGAUAAAAAAGUUACUUUAUACAUCAGCCCUUACUGGCUCUGUUUACAUGUCUGCUCCUAUGUUUGUAUCCAUGGUUACUUUUGGGUUCUGUAUGCUUAUGGGAAUUCCACUAGAUUCAGGGAAGAUAUUAUCUGCACUUGCAACAUUUGAAAUAUUACGAGGGCCUAUUUAUAAUCUCCCAGACACAAUCUCCACGGUAGUUCAAACUAAAGUUUCUCUUGACAGGAUUGCCUCAUUCCUCUGUCUCGAUGAUCUUCAUCCGGACAUAAUACAAAAGCUUCCAAGAGAUUGUAUCGAGGUUGCAGUUGAGAUAGUUAAUGGGAAUUUCUCUUGGGACCUUCAAUCCCCUAAUCUCACAUUAAAAGAUCUUAAUUUUCAAGUGUGUCAUGGUAUGCGAGUGGCUGUUUGUGGUUCUAUUGGGUCAGGAAAGUCAAGCCUAAUUUCAUGCAUAUUGGGGGAAGUGCCAAAGGUAUCUGGAGUCAUUAAAUUGAAUGGGACGAAGGCUUAUGUACCACAAUCACCUUGGAUACAAAGUGGAAAUAUAGUAGAUAAUAUAUUAUUUGGUAAAGAGAUGGACAACGAAAGAUAUGAAAUGAUCCUUGAAGCAUGUUCACUGAAGAAGGACAUAGAAUUAUUAACCUUUGGGGACAAGACUAUCAUAGGAGACAGAGGGGUCAACCUUAGUGGUGGGCAAAAACAAAGGAUCCAGAUUGCACGUGCUUUAUACCAUGAUGCUGAUAUUUAUCUACUCGAUGAUCCUUUUAGUUCUGUGGAUGCUCACACUGGAACUCAUCUAUUGAAGGAGUGCUUGCUUGGAAUUUUGGGCUCAAAAACAGUAAUUUAUGUCACCCACCAAGUCGAGUUUUUAACUUUUGCUGAUCUUAUCUUGAUUAUGAGAGAUGGUAGGAUUACUCAAGUAGGAAAGUAUGAAGAAAUUCUUAGAUCAGGAACCGACUUUAUGGAUUUAGUAGAUCCACACAAGAGAGCUUUGACAAAACUUAAUUUCAUCAAAUGCGGGACUGUUUCAGAUAAUUUAAUUAAUGGUGAGGAAGAUAAUGGUAAUAUGCUAUGUAGCGAGAAGUCUAUUCAAGAGGAUAAGGAAAGAGAAACAGAAAAAAUUGUUGGACAAGAAGGGCAGCUUGUCCAAGAAGAAAAGAGAGAAAAGGGUAGAGUUAGUCUUUCAUUCUACUGGAAGUAUAUUACUAUUGCAUAUAAAGGGGCUUUUGUACCAUUGAUAUUGCUCGCAGAAAUUAUUUUCCAACUUCUCCGAAUAAUAAGCAGUUAUUGGAUAGUGUUGGCUACUCCCACUUCAGAGGAUAUGAAACCCCAUAUUAGAGGAUCCACUAUCAUCUUUGUUUAUGUUGUUUUGACCCUUGGAAGCUCUCUUUGUGAACUUAUAAGGACCAUGCUCAUGGUAACUACUGGAUAUAAGACGGCCACUCUACUAUUCAACAAAAUGCAUUUGUGCAUUUUUCGUGCUCCCUUAUCAUUUUUUGAUUCUACUCCGAGUGGAAGAAUACUAAACCGGGCAUCUAUAGAUCAAAGUAUAGUUGAUACCUCCAUUCCACGCCAAAUUCAAGAACUUCUUAUCUCAACUAUAGAAUUCUUAGGAACUGUUGCAGUAAUGUCACAGGUUUCGUGGCAAAUGUUAAUGGUUUUUAUUCCAAUGUCUGUGGCAUGUAUAUGGUACCAGAAAUACUACCUAUAUGCAGCACGAGAACUAUCACGCCUGACGGGAGUUUGCCAGGCUCCAAUUAUACAAUAUUUUACAGAAUCUAGUUUAGGUUCAACCAGAAUCAGGUGCUUCGAUCAAGAAGAAAGAUUUAUGGACACAAAUCUCAAGCUAGUGGAUGCAUAUUUUCAGCCAAAAUUUCAUCUCUCUGGUGCAACAGAGUGGUUAUGCUUCCGCAUGGAUAUGUUAGCAUCUAUCACAUAUGUCGUCUCUUUAGUUUUCCUACUCUCAGUGCUGAAGGGAGUGCUUAGCCCGGGUGUGUUGGGCUUAGCAGUCACAUAUGGGCUUAGUUUCAGUCUGCAUGGACUCAUAUGGGAUCUUGGCAGUCUUGAGAAUAAAAUCAUAUCCGCUGAGAGAAUACUACAAUACACCUGUAUCCCUAGUGAACCCCCUCUGUUGAUAGAAAAAAAUAGGCCAAGUCAUGAAUGGCCAUCACAAGGGAAAGUUGAUAUUAUUGAUCUACAGGUCCGGUAUGCGCCACACCUUCCCCUUAUCUUGCAAGGUCUCACAUGUACAUUUUUUGGAGGGAUGAAAAUUGGCAUCGUUGGGCGAACUGGAAGUGGUAAAUCAACACUUGUACAGGCUCUUUUUCGUAUGCUUGAACCUACAGCCGGUCAAAUUUGUAUAGAUGGUAUCAACAUCGCCACGAUUGGCCUUCAUGACUUGCGGUCAAGAUUGAGCAUCAUUCCACAAGACCCAACAAUGUUUGAGGGAACUCUAAGAAGCAAUCUUGACCCACUUGAAGAGUACACUGACGAAGAGAUCUGGGAGGCUUUAGAUAAAUGCCAGCUUGGUGAUGAAAUAAGAAAGAAGGAAGGAAAGCUUGAUUCUGCAGUGACUGAGAAUGGAGAAAAUUGGAGCAUGGGUCAAAGGCAGCUAAUUUGUUUAGGGCGAGUAUUGCUCAAAAGGAGCAAAGUGUUAAUACUUGAUGAAGCUACUGCAUCAGUGGAUACUGCAACUGACUAUUUAAUUCAACAAAUACUUAGGAAACACUUUUCAGAGUCUACUGUCAUCACAAUUGCACAUAGAAUAACUUCAAUUCUUGAUAUUGAUAUGGUCCUCCUCCUCGACAAUGGACUUAUAAUAGAAUAUGAUUCUCCAACCAAAUUGCUAGAGAUCAAGUCGUCAUCGUUUGCAAAGCUUGUUAAGGAGUAUACUCAAAGAUGUAAUUCUUAA
Messenger RNA from Macadamia integrifolia, 4041 nucleotides. RefSeq names its product ABC transporter C family member 3-like. Gene Ontology annotation, cellular component: plant-type vacuole; vacuolar membrane. Gene Ontology annotation, molecular function: ATP hydrolysis activity; ATP binding; ABC-type transporter activity. Lineage: Eukaryota; Viridiplantae; Streptophyta; Magnoliopsida; Proteales; Proteaceae. The record is from RefSeq and is a predicted model, not a curated record. The coding region runs from base 1 to 4041 and encodes 1346 amino acids. The transcript has 10 exons. Gene Ontology annotation, biological process: transmembrane transport.